Molecule: messenger RNA, 3552 nt
Organism: Asterias rubens (European starfish)
Lineage: Eukaryota; Metazoa; Echinodermata; Asteroidea; Forcipulatida; Asteriidae
Product: calphotin-like
Exons: 1
Coding region: 883-3552 (889 amino acids)
Biological process (GO): IRE1-mediated unfolded protein response; protein phosphorylation; intrinsic apoptotic signaling pathway in response to endoplasmic reticulum stress
Cellular component (GO): IRE1-TRAF2-ASK1 complex
Molecular function (GO): RNA endonuclease activity; ATP binding; protein serine/threonine kinase activity
Source: RefSeq, a predicted model, not a curated record
UUGCAGGGACAUGUCAGGUAAGCUAAUCUACAGUAUUCCAUGGCAACAUGAAUAAAUAAAUGCAUUUCAGUCAAUUGUACACAAUUUAACAGGUUAUUUAAUCGAGUUAUUUGUAAAGCGCUGAGAGAUAACUUUGUAUAGGGGUUCUAAAUCGAAUAUAUUAAUACUAUUAUUCUUAUUCCCAAUCUAACAAAAGUUUUAAUCUCCACUGGACAUUCCAAACGAAACAAAGAUAAUGGUUCCUGCUGGUUUGAGUAAAAAAGAAAUCAUAAAAAGACGCUUAAAACAUCUCAGUGGAUGGAAUGAUUGUAGUUUUUUAAGUGAAUUUUGCACCGAAGGUGAAUUUCUCCCAGAAAGUUUGAAAAAACUGUUCUAGUCAUUUUAUUCCCAACGACUUGUAGUUAAUUUUGAAUCAUCAUUCUAACGUCAGAAAAACUGUUUAUGUCUUGUUUUGAUCUACAGCACUGGCUUCAUCUGUACACGUACCUCGAACCGCAUACUAUGAUGCCCUUAUCCCAUGGGAUGCAGUAAGUACACUCUGUCUUAUCACCACAUGAAAAUGAACAAGUAAACAAUUAAAUACUUUCAUCAUGUAUGUUUAUCAUUAAGGGUUGUCGAAUAAUGGGGUUGUACAGCUUCAAAUCAUCUUAGUUGAAAAAUCCUUCAUGAAAUAAUUUGUUUCUUGAUAUUUCUUUUAUCAGGAGAGCAUCCCUCCGUUUCCACCUUGAGCAAAAUGCUUCGUUGGAAAUACAUUCCGACCAGCUACCUCAGACGCCAUGGCUUGAAACACCUCUAUCGCCAUCAGCGGCUGUGAGAAACAAGUUUGGAUACAGAUGCCAAUUUGCUCCCGUGUGGAGUUCAACAAGAGCAUCACAACCUUCGAUGUACUCAAUACUAGAAGGCAAGGUCAUCCCGUCCCAAAUGGUAACUCAAAUACAUCAGUUACAGACAGCGCCUUCAAUAUCCAAUUUACAACUGGAGAGUUGUCAGCAGCAGCAAUAUCCACACCAACUGCAGCAGGAGCAACAGCAAAAACACAAACAGCAGAAACCUCAAUCGCUGCAGAGGAAGCUGCAACAAGUUCCCGCCAUUAAAGCGACAACAGCUUCACCAGAAACACAACAAGAAGCAAACAGACCAGAUGCAUCUGAAACAGAAGCAAAAUCUGCACCUGUCACAAUAGCCUCCAUAGUGCCGGUAUCGACACCACCCCAAGUAGCAAUUGCGACAGGGUCAACUGGUAAAGCAGCUGCAAUAGCAGUGCCAACAGCAACUGCUGUGCUAGAAGCAGUUGCACAAGCAGCAGCACUAGAGACAGGAUCAACUGGUAAAGAAGCUGCAAAAGCAGCACAAACAGCAACUGCUGUGCAAGAAGCAGUUGUACCAGCAGCAGCAAUAGAGACAGGAUCAACUGGUAAAGCAGCCACAACAGUGACAGCAACAACAACUGCUGUGCAAGAAGCAGUUGCACCAGCAGCAGCAAUAGAGACAGGAUCACCCGCUAAAGCAGCUGAAAUAGCAGCAGCAACAGCAACAGCUGUGCCAGAAGCAGUUGCACCAGCAGCAGCAAUAGAGACAGGAUCACCCGAUAAAGCAGCUGAAAUAGCAGCAGCAACAGCAACAGCUGUGCCAGAAGCAGUUGCACCAGCAGCACCAAUAGAGACAGGAUCACCCGAUAAAGCAGCUGAAAUAGCAGCAGCAACAGCAACUGCUGUGCAAGAAGCAGUUGCACCAGCAGCAGCAAUAGAGACAGGAUCAACUGGUAAAGCAGCAGCAACAGCAACAGCUGUGCCAGAAGCAGUUGCACCAGCAGCACCAACAGAGACCGGAUCACCCGAUAAAGCAGUUGCACCAGCAGCAGCAAUAGAGACAGGGUCAACUGGUAAAGCAGCCACAAAAGUAGCAGCAACAUCAACUGCUGUGCCAGAAGCAGUUGCACCAGCAGCAAUAGAGACCACAUCAACUAGUAAAGCAGCUGCAACAGCAGCACCAGCAGCAUCUGAUGUGCCAGAAGCAGUUGCACCAGCAGCAAUAGAGACCACAUCAACUGGUAAAGCAGCUGCAACAGCAGCACCAGCAGCAUCUGAUGUGCCAGAAGCAGUUGCACCGGCAGCACCAAUAGUGACAGUAUCAACCGAUAAAGCAGCAGAAAUAUCAGCAGCAACAGCAACUGCUGUGCAAGAAGCAGUUGCACCAGCAGCAGCAAUAGAGACAGGAUCAACUGGUAAAGCAGCUGCAACAGCAGCAGCACCAACAGCUGCUGUGCCAGAAGCAGUUGCACCGGCAGCACCAACAGUGACAGGAUCAAUCGAUAAAGCGGCUGAAAUAACCGCACCAACAACAGCUGCUUUUCAAGAAGUAGUUGCAACAGCAGCAGCAACAGCAACUGCUGUUCUGAGGGUAGUAGCAACACCAAGCCAACAACAAUCGACAACCAAAGACAAGACAUCCAUAGCACAAAGGUCAGCUUUUUCAUUGGCACCAAAAAGGUCUACGUUUGCAACAACGUCAUUAUUUUCAAGACCACCAUCUGAUGUGACAAAAACUGCAGCCCCAGAGUCGAAAUCUGCAGUUCCAGUAGAACACCCAAGGGUAGAGACACCAAAACCACAACCAUCUGCAGCAGCAUUGCCAGUGGGAGCCACAUCAGCCUCAUCAACAGCUGCCUCAAGGAGAACUUCAUCAGCUCAACAAUCAGAGCACACAUCACCAAAGCAGCCCAAACAACGGUUCAGUCCUGUUACCCAAGCUUUGGAUGAUUACCUGCAAGGAAUCAAUAUUCCUUCGAUUGAGCAGUCCGAUCUUCAGCAUCCUCCUCAGGGUCAGGUUGUACUUGGGCAAGGUGCUUAUGGAGGUGUCUUAAUGAUGCUUUAUAACAAUGAACACGUAGCUGUCAAAUGUGUACCAACUGGAGAUAAAGACACUGUGGAUAGAGAAGUUCGAAUCCUAUCUGUUCUCUCUGAACACGAUAGUUUCCCAAAUGUACAUGGAACUAUAGAGGCUGGUCAGUUUAGGGCAGUUGCUAUGCAGUUCAUUGGCGAUGAAGCAUCAGCUAGGUGUCUGACAUUAGGUGAAGCUCUUACUGGGUCUAGAAGUUUGACCUUAAACCCGGCCGAUUGGAGAUCCGUUGCCAUGAACGUGGUUGAUGGAAUCAAACACAUGCACUCUGAAGGACUGCUUCACAAUGACAUCAAGAUGGACAAUAUAUUGAUGUCCUAUGACACCCCGACACAUCGCUGGCGUGCAUAUGUGAUUGAUGUAGGUGUGGCUACAACAACGAAUGCCCCAAGAAACUAUGUUCUAACAAGUGACGAAAAGAAAAAAUAUCGCCGGUUUCACGGCCACAUCGCUCCUGAAAUGGUCGAUAAUGCAGAGCACCAGUCCAUCCAAAGUGAUAUUUUCCAACUCGGCUACGUUCUCCAUAGCAUCGGCCAGUUUGGAGCAGUUCCAUUUCUAGAGCAACUUGGUGAUAUUUGCCAAUCACGAGAUCCUUCAGAGCGACCUGAGAUGACUCAUGUGCGGUAUUGCAUUCAAAAUAACAUCUUCAUUUAG